Messenger RNA from Hepatospora eriocheir, 198 nucleotides. The record is from the annotation of a GenBank genome assembly. Lineage: Eukaryota; Fungi; Microsporidia; Hepatosporidae.
AUGAAAACAGCGGAUAGUCAGUACUUAAAAUAUUGUUUGUUUCUGUCCAGAACCAAAUUAGGAACGGUUGAAAUAUUAUUUGGAAAUAAGCAACUCUUUGCCUACAUUCAGGGAAGGUUUUUAAUAUUCGGCAGUAUGAAAUUUGAAUCAAUUGAAGAUCUUUGUAGUUACAUGAAGAAAGAGUAUAAAUCAUUGUAA